This is a messenger RNA of Lodderomyces margitis, 681 nucleotides long. RefSeq lists its product as uncharacterized. Gene Ontology annotation, molecular function: mRNA binding; translation initiation factor activity. The record is from RefSeq and is a predicted model, not a curated record. Gene Ontology annotation, biological process: formation of translation preinitiation complex; translation reinitiation. Bases 1 to 681 code for a protein of 226 amino acids. The transcript has a single exon. NCBI's taxonomy places the organism in Eukaryota, Fungi, Ascomycota, Pichiomycetes, Serinales, Debaryomycetaceae.
AUGUCAGAAAUAGAACCAAAGAAGAUAAUAUACUGUGGAGUAUGCUCAUACCCACCUGAAUUUUGUGAAUUUGGCAUCUCAUUAGCUAAAUGCCAACAAUGGCUCCAAUCCAAUCACGCUGACCUCUACUCUAAACUCUACCCCACUGCCAAUACCACCACCACCUCAUCAGAGUCAACAGCAGCAGCAGCAGGAGGAGGAGGAGAUCCUGUGUCCACCAUUGCCGCAGCAACCUCAUCGCUCUCCAUUGAUCAGAACAACAAGAUCCAACAAGACUUAGCCAAGAAGCAACACAGGGAAGAAUUAAAACAACAAAAGGAAUUAGCCAAGAAAUUGAGCUCGAAAAUCAUCAUUAAGCGAAUUGAAAGAAACAAGAGGAAACACAUUAUUAGUAUAUCCGGUUUAGAGGUGUUUAACAUUGAUUCCAAAAAAUUGGCCAAGACAUUUGCAUCGAAAUUCGCCACUGGUGCUAGUGUCACCAAGAAUGCCGAGAAAUUGGAUGAGAUUUUAGUUCAGGGUGAUGUGAGUGAUGAAGCAAAAGCGUAUAUUGAGGGGUUGUUGAAGGAACAAGGGUUGGAGGAUGUCAAGGUUGAACAGGUUGAUGAUAAGAAGAAAAUUAAGAAAGCUGCGGCUGCUGCGGCUGCGGCUGGCGGUGCUGGUGGAGAUAAAGGAGGCAAAUAA